AAAGUUACUAUUAUAAAAUAGAGAGAUUUAUGGUUAUUUCUUUUCCCUACACCAAAAAAAUAUUUGCAAAAAUUUUCACCUUUACAGAAAUACAUGUGACGAUGUCAAAUUUGGAGGGGUACAAUUACAAUAACCCAACUUUGCAGGGUUAUACAUGCAAUUAAACCAUUCAAAAAUGAAUCCCACUGAUCCUCACCACCUCUCUCCCCUCCUUCAAACGCUAUGUUUCCCUCCUCAAAACUGGUACGAAGAAGAACACCUCCCUCUCCCUCCUCUCUCCACUCUCUCCUCCACACCUUCUCCACCUCAAUCCCUUCCCCACCUACAAACCCUAAUCCUCACCUCCUCUCCCAUUCCCCCGCUUCGAAUCACAACCUCUUCGAUUACCCCGCCUGCUCCUCUCUCCUCCAAUCCCUCGUCGCCCACAAGGCGCUCGAUCGCGGGAAGCAGCUCCAUGCACGCUUACUCCUAUGCGGACUCGGUUUUGACACCAUAUUGGCCACCAAGCUCGUCAAUUUAUACUCUGUUUGUAACUCUUUGGACUAUGCGCGCUACCUGUUUGAUAGAAUUCCCAAAAGGAACAUUUUCCUUUGGAACGUUCUUAUCCGUGCUUACGCGUGGAACGGGCCUUAUGAAGUCGCUGUUUCGCUAUUUUAUCAAAUGAUAGAUUAUGGGCUUGAGCCCGAUAAUUUCACGCUUCCGUUUGUACUCAAGGCGUGCUCUGCGCUUUCUGCUCUUGAAACUGGGAGGGAAGUCCAUGAACUGGCGAUAAAGUUGCGGUGGGAGUCGGAUGUGUUCGUGGGUGCGGGACUCAUCGAUAUGUAUGCGAAGUGCGGGUGCAUCGACGAUGCCCGUGACGUGUUUGAUAGGAUUCCGGUCAGAGAUGCCGUGCUCUGGAAUUCCAUGAUCGCGGCGUAUGCGCAAAAUGGGCUUCCGGGGGAAGCGCUUUGUCUUUGCCGUGAAAUGGUUGUAAGUGGGUUCGGGCCCACGAUUGCAACGCUUGUCAGUGUGAUAUCGGCCGCCGAUGCGGCUGCUCUGCCUCGAGGGAGGGAGCUCCAUGGGUUUGGUUGGAGACGAGGAUUUGAAUCACACGACAAGCUGAAAAUCGCCCUUGUUGAUAUGUACGCCAAGAGUGGCUCUCUUCGGGUUGCUCGUGUUCUCUUUGAGCAGCUUAAAGAUAGGAGCCUUAUUUCUUGGAAUGCUAUGAUUUGUGGUUAUGGAAUGCACGGCCACGCAGAUGAAGCGCUCACUUUGUUUCAUACUAUGAGAGCGGAGGGUCAAAUCCUGCCUGACCAUAUAACUUUUGUUGGCGUGUUAUCGGCUUGCAAUCACGGAGGAUUGAUGGAAGAAGGGAAACGAUUCUUUUAUUUGAUGGUGAGCAAUUACUCGAUCAAACCGACUGUUCAACACUACACUUGCUUAAUCGAUCUUCUUGGUCAUUCUGGUGAAUUAGAUGAAGCUUAUAAACUUAUCCAAGAAAUGUUGAUGAAGCCUGAUUCGGGAGUUUGGGGUGCACUACUAAAUGGUUGCAAGAUUCAUAGAAACGUGGAGCUGGGAGAGUUAGCCUUGCAAAAAUUGAUAGAAUUGGAACCAAAUGACGCGGGAAAUUAUGUGCUUUUAUCCAAUAUUUAUGCCCAAGCUGGAAAAUGGGAGGAAGCUGCAAAGGUGAGGAAGAGGAUGACUGAUAGAGGCUUGAAGAAGAGCAUUGCUUGUAGUUGGAUCGAAAUCAAGAGCAAAAUCCAUGCAUUUCUUGUCGGAGAUUUAUCCCAUCCUAGAUCAGAGGAAAUAUACGAAGAGUUAGAGAGAUUGGAGGGGCUUAUGCAAGAAGCCGGUUAUGUGCCUGAUACCGAGCCAGUCUUUCAUGAUGUGGGAGAUGAUGAGAAGCGGAACAUGGUUCGAAGCCAUAGUGAGAGGCUUGCUAUUGCAUUUGGGCUCAUUAGUACGCCACCUGGAACAAGGCUUAUCGUGACGAAGAAUCUUAGGGUUUGCGAGGAUUGUCAUGUUGCCAUCAAGUACAUAUCGCGGAUUGUGCAGAGGGAGAUUAUCAUAAGAGAUGUUAACCGUUACCAUCAUUUCAAAGAUGGGGAGUGCUCGUGUCGAGAUUACUGGUAAUUUGAUACAAAGGGAAGUUCGUUCGAAAUCAUUGAGACUUGUAAUAUAGGGAGAAGAGUUUGAGAAGGCAUUGAAAGUUCAUCGGGGCCGUAGAAAUUAUUAACUGUGUACGGUGAUGCAGCUAGAGAAUUGAUCUAUUCUUUUGAGUUAAGUAGAUAAACAAAGAUUGUUCCUCUCUAUUAUAAACAUGAGAGAACUCAUUGGGCAGUGAAACUCCUGAGUCUACUGAAACAGAAGUUGCUGGUGACAAGUCGCUGUUGAGACGACAAGAACAGUCAUAGAACUGGAAGUUUUAAGCAGAUUCUGUAUGCACUUCAAGAUGGCAACUUCUAAGAUCACCCUGGCACUAACAAAUUAGUGUUUAUUUUCAGAGGACUCGUGUAAAGCGAUAUAAGGCGAUCGUUGAGUCUCGAGAGGUAGACGCAAAAAAUGAAACAUCGGUGGAUCCUGAUCAUAUGAAAUCAUUUCGGUGGCGAUAUUUGCCUUCCGCGGCGGUAGAAGAAAUGAAGGGGAAUGCUAGUGUGUGCGCAAAUCGGUUUACUCAGACAACUUUGAGCUUCUCAACAUUGGGGUUUUUCUUUCUAUCUUACAUUUUUUGUUCACUCAAACCCUAUAAAUGGUUCUAUCUUUAGCAAUGAGAAAUGUUGUAUUUUCUCCUUCGUAUC
Molecule: messenger RNA, 2777 nt
Organism: Ananas comosus (pineapple)
Lineage: Eukaryota; Viridiplantae; Streptophyta; Magnoliopsida; Poales; Bromeliaceae
Product: pentatricopeptide repeat-containing protein At3g46790, chloroplastic-like
Exons: 1
Coding region: 223-2112 (629 amino acids)
Biological process (GO): RNA modification
Molecular function (GO): zinc ion binding; RNA binding; protein binding
Source: RefSeq, a predicted model, not a curated record